Molecule: messenger RNA, 1740 nt
Organism: Nerophis lumbriciformis (worm pipefish)
Lineage: Eukaryota; Metazoa; Chordata; Actinopteri; Syngnathiformes; Syngnathidae
Source: RefSeq, a predicted model, not a curated record
UACUCCAUGGCAUCCGAGCAGGACAAUUGCCACCUGUGUAAGGAAUACCUCAGGGAUGCGGUGUCAAUUCCAUGCGGGCAUAUCUUCUGCUCCAUUUGCCUGAAGACGUACUGGGAUCACGCAGAUCACACGGGCACGUACCUGUGUCCGCAGUGCCGGGUCACCUACAACAAGAGGCCCACGCCGAGACGCACCGGAGGCUCUCGGUACUCUAGCCUUCAACGCAACUCGGACUCCUUCCCGCCUCCGCCUCCGUCCCCCGAUUACAACAUUGCCGGACCGCAGGAUGUCGGUUGUGACAUCUGCGUGGGCAAGAAGAACAAAGCUAUUAAGACCUGCCUGAUGUGCCUGGCCUCCUACUGCGAGAGGCAUCUCAAACCCCAUUAUGAGUCGGCGACUUUUAAACGACACAAGCUAGUGGAUGAAAUCGGGCAUUUAGACCGCCAGAUCUGUCCCCAGCAUCAGAAGGGGUUGGAGCUAUUUUGUCGCACUGACCAAAUGUGUAUCUGCGUGCUGUGUACGGUUAAAGAACACAAAGGUCAUGACAUGGUUUCUGCCGAGCAGGAGAGGGCAGAUGAACAGCAACGCCUAGGUGCCACCCAGGCUGAGAUCCAGGAGAGGAUUCAUGAUCGACUCAAACAGAUGGAGGAACUGAAACAAGCAGUAGACACACUCAAGAACUCAGCGCAGAGAGCGAUGCAGGAAUGUGAGAAGAUGUUUGGCGACAUGAUACGCUCCAUUGAGAGAAUGCAGCAAGAGAUGGCCAAGAUGAUCUCUACCAAUAAGCGAGCUGCUCUCAACAAUGCUGACGGUCACAUGGAGCGUCUGACCCAUGAGAUCGCUGAUCUGAAGAGGAGAGACAAUGAGAUCACUCAGCUGUCCCGCACUGAAGACCACAUUCAUUUUAUUCAGAGCUACCAUAUGCUGAUAGCCCAGACUGAGAAUGAAGAGCUGCCCACAGUGACUGUGAACCCUUACUUCACCUUCGGCCCAGUUUCCAAGGCUGUGUCUGAGAUGAAACAGCACAUGAACGAAUUUAGUAACGAUGAACUGGUCAAGGUAGCCAAGACAAUAAAUAAAAUGACCUUCUGCCAACUAGAGGAUUCCAAAAAGAAACACCACUCGAAAGGUGAGUCUUCCAAAGGAGAUGACGCCCCCAUGUACAGAUCCGUGCAAGUCCAGGAACCAACGCACAGGGACGACUUCCUGAAAUAUGCUUGCCAACUCACUCUGGACCCAAACACAGCCUACCGACAGCUUUACCUCUCUCGCGGUAACAGGAAAGCUGCCCUCAAGAGAGACCCCCAGUCUUACGGCGACAGUUCGGCUAGGUUUGACUCUUUGCCCCAGGUCCUGUGCAUGGAGGCCCUCUCAGGCGGCGCUUACUACUGGGAGGUCGACUGGAGUGGGGAGGGGGCUGCCAUGGGUGUCACCUACAGAGGAAUUAAGAGAACAGGUUACGGAGACAGCUGCCGCAUUGGCUACAACCGCAAAUCUUGGAGUCUCUUCUGCUCUGACUCCAGCUACUCUGCACGCCACAACAAGGACCAGAUAGAAGUCAAUGCGCCGUACUCAUCUCGAAUUGGUGUCUUUCUAGACCACGCAGGGGGAACCCUCUCUUUUUACUCUCUUGGGGACACAAUGUCUCUCAUUCACCGCUUUAAGACCUCGUUCAGUGAGCCUGUCUAUCCAGGCUUCUGGGUUUGGUACGAGUCAGCCAUCACUCUCAUCCAGCUGUAA